Molecule: messenger RNA, 1803 nt
Organism: Cylindrotheca closterium
Lineage: Eukaryota; Bacillariophyta; Bacillariophyceae; Bacillariales; Bacillariaceae
Source: the annotation of a GenBank genome assembly
AUGGGCAGCUCCGUUGCAGCAUCACUCGACGACGACAUUAAAGAUCUUGAUGUUGCUAGCUUUAUUGAAUCGUUGAUCCAAGAAGAAGCAAGCAUUCAACUUCGCCCAGAAACUACCAAGUUCUUGCUUUUUGCCCAUAAAUACAUACGAUGCCGAGAAAAAAUGGACGCCAAGUAUCUUGAGGUUGAUGAAUUCAAGCAGAUUGCCCAAUUGGAAAAUGUGGAUGUGAAACUAGAAAUCACCGACGAACAUCAGCAACUGGCAACGUCCGGCGAUAGACCCGUUGAAACACUGGACGAGCUAUACGAGGCUGCAGUAGUGGUGGGACCCGUGUACCAAGAUUACAUCAGAAACCUUGUGGAUCAAGUCUGCGAAGCUUGUGGUGACUCUGUUGAAACUGUGGAUGUUCAGUUUGCGUCACUCAAGGGGAAGGAACGUGCGCUGGCAAAAGCCUUUGACGAUUAUUCGAAUCGCACCUUGCCACCUGGAAUAUCAUGGCUGUAUGACAUUGUUCGAGGCAGUAUUAAGUUUGUUUCAGCCGAUCAAGUCUUGAAGUGUUUGGAGAUUCUGCAAAAUGAUCCAUCGAUUGCUAUCAUCAGCGCCAAGAACCGAUUCAAGAAUCCAACACUCACGGGCUAUCGUGAUUUGAAUGUGCACUUUCGUAUGACAACUGAAGGUGGUGUUUCACAUAUUUGCGAGAUUCAGAUUCAUCACAAAGCAAUCAAAGCGCUGUGUACAGAGCUUGAUAGUCACAGCUUAUAUGAAUACUUUAGGAAGUAUUUUGCUGGAGCUACUGGAAAGCUAAAGGAACGCCUAGGCGAUUUGAAACUGGUUGGGGGUAGUGAAAUAAUGAACAGUGAGAACUUGCAAGACCUGCUAGACGAAACCAAUGAGGAGUACCGGUUAAACAGACUUGCUACAUUGUUUCGUGAAUACCUUUGUGAGUUUGGCGUGGCAUUUCGAGUCUAUUGUCGUUUGCUGCAUUUGCAGCUGGAACAAUACGGAGAAGUACACAUCACCGUUGCCUCUACCUACUACCGUAUGGGUCGUGUGUUGGCGGAACAAGGUAGACUCAGCGAAGCUCUAAAGCUGUACAAAGUGGCGCUGAGAAUGUUCAAAGAAAUCCAUGGCAAAGAUCACCCAACGGUCCCAGCAACUUUCAACGAUAUUGGUUGCGUGCUGUGGCUCCAAGGGGAAUUAGAGUCUGCCAUGGAGCUGUUUGAAGAAGCAGCCAAAAUGUUCAAGAAUUGCCGUGGCAUGGAGCAUCCCUACAUCGUCAUUGCGUAUUCCAAUAUGGCAAUGAUACAUAGCUCCCAAGGGAACUACGGCGAAUCUAUGAGGUUGUAUCAGCAAUCAUUGGACAUGAAACGAAAGACAUAUGGUGAAGAACACUCUGAAGUCGCAACGGCUUACAGCAAGUUUGCUCAAGCAUAUUUUGACAUGGGAGGACUGGACAAGGCGAUGCAACUCUAUGAAAUUUCAUUGGAUAUCUACAAGAAGACACUUGGGGAACGGCACGCAGAUGUGGCGACCACGUUGUAUGGUAUGGCUUGUGUAUGGAAGCAGAAAGAAAAUUGGGAUAAUGCAAUGAAACUAUUCCAGCAAUCGCUCGAGAUAUUUCAGAACACUCGAGGUGCGGAUCAUGAAUACGUUGCCAUACUUUAUCGCAACAUGGCGGAGGUACUGCGGGAGCAAAACUAUGCAGAUGCUGCGGAGGAAUUGGAGGAGAAGCGGAUGGCGAUCAGCCAGAAGAUGAAAAGAGAGUCCAAGGUCAUUGCUGCGCCAGAAUUUAUUGGCCGGUAG